Messenger RNA from Dothidotthia symphoricarpi CBS 119687, 953 nucleotides. Its product is annotated as NAD(P)-binding protein. The record is from RefSeq and is a predicted model, not a curated record. NCBI's taxonomy places the organism in Eukaryota, Fungi, Ascomycota, Dothideomycetes, Pleosporales, Dothidotthiaceae. The transcript is spliced from 3 exons. Bases 57 to 854 code for a protein of 265 amino acids.
CACGUUGAACACCAAAUGUGAUUGCCUGACAUGGUCUCAGCACUCCUGCACAAACUAUGGCACCCUGGUCUUUGAUCUCGCCCGCUUCCCGAGGCAUUGGCUUCGCCCUGGCCCGGAGAGUAUUGCAGACCACAAACGCGCCAGUUGUGGUGACAGCACGGAGAGAUCUUGACAAGACCAAAGAGGCACUGCUUGAAGGCCUGGGUGUUGACAAGGCAAGGUUGACAGUUCUAAAACUCGAUGUUCUUGACGAAUCAACCAUCGCCGACGCAGCAGCAGCAUGCAAAGAACAAUUUGGUCCAGGCUCACACAAGCUGCAACUCGCUUUCAUUGUUCCUGGGCUGCUCUUUCCAGAAAAGUCGCCGACUCAAAUCAAUGCCGAUGACGCGCUACUCACCUUUCGUACCAAUACGUUAGGCCCUAUGCUGAUGCUCAAGCACUUCGCACCAUUUCUGCCAAAGAAGAGUACGGUUCCGAAUACAAACGAGAGUGAGAUGAAAGGCUUACCGUCCAGCUCAACAACCGCAGUCAUGUCAGCACGCGUAGGCUCCAUCUCAGAUAAUCGCCUCGGAGGCUGGUAUAGCUAUCGCUCGUCCAAAGCCGGUGUCAAUCAGUUGGUGAAGACAUUCGACAAUCACCUGCGGACUGCAUCUGGUGAGAACGCCAUGGCGGUCGCGCUACAUCCUGGUACAGUGAAGACAGAUUUGAGCAAGGACUUCUGGAGUAAUGUUAAAAAAGAGAAGUUGUUUGAGAGAGACUGGGUAGCCGAAAGACUUUUUGACGUGGUCAAGCAGGUAGGAACGGAGGGACGGGGCAAGUGCUGGGACUGGGAUCAGAAGGAAGUACCUCCAUGAUCACCAAAUCACGCAGACAUAGAUAUUGCCUGGCGCAAAUCAACACUGAUCUUCGCUGCCUCUGCCAACAUCACCACAUUCAUACUCUAGCAUCACUCG